AUGGAUGUGACGGUGGAGGCGCUUGCGCAGGCCCUCACCGUCCUGCAGCAGGCGACCGCGCUGGACCUGUCGGGGGAGGCGGCGGCGGCGGCGGCGAUGUACGCGGCGGCGAAGAGCGCGCUGGACGCAGUGGCGCCGUACCUCCCGCGCGGGCACGCCGACGUCGUCCGCCGGCACGCGGAGGAGGUGCGGCGCCGCCUCGACGGCAUCGGCCACGCCCGCCGGAUGGAGGAGGGCAGAGGGGAGUUUCCGGCGUUCCCGCUGGAGUACGUGCCGCGGCCGGCCCCCGUGGAGGAGUUCCGGGUGCCCGCCAGCCCCACGCUGCGGGUGCUGUGGCUGAUGCGCCUGCUGGAGCGCUCCAUCCGGCAGGGCGCCUUCGUCGCCCCCGACCUCUACGUGGGGAAGGAGGUGUGGUACCAGCACGGCGGCGGCGCCGCGCUCGCGCACACGGGACCGAAGAUCCGCUACCUGACCGCCCUUUGCGCGGCGCUGGAGCAGCUGCGGGCGGUGGCCAACCUCGACAACCUGGACGCCGUCGGCAAGGGCCUGCGCAGGUACGUCAAGACGUCAGAGGGGCUCACGACGGCGCUGGAGGAGGAGCUCGGCGUCCGCACCGACGGGGGGACCUCGCCGCGCUCAAAGCUCGAGCGGGGCGUGCGGGGCCUGUUCCACAAGGGGCAGCAGGUGCUCCGCACGUGGAUGAAUCAGGAGCCAAACAUGGAGCUGUGCCUCAUUUGGGCCGUCAACACACUCGAGCAGGCGCAACUGUUUGAGCGAUGGGUUAUGUACUACUCCCACCUGCGCCUUGCGCCGGCGGUGACGGAGAUCCUGGGGCUCCUGCGUCGGGCGGUGGGGCUUCUGUACAGCGGCCCUUGCAGUUUUCUGCUGCGCGACAUGGCGAUCCUGGUUGAGCGGCACCAGGAGAAGUGCCGCAAGAGCACCACCCGCCUCCUUCCAGUGGAGAUAAAGUUGGAGGACCCUACGGCUAGCUGA
This is a messenger RNA of Trypanosoma conorhini, 993 nucleotides long. RefSeq names its product putative 40S ribosomal protein S33. The record is from RefSeq and is a predicted model, not a curated record. Lineage: Eukaryota; Euglenozoa; Kinetoplastea; Trypanosomatida; Trypanosomatidae. The transcript has a single exon. Bases 1 to 993 code for a protein of 330 amino acids.